Messenger RNA from Fopius arisanus, 5130 nucleotides. RefSeq names its product apoptotic signal-regulating kinase 1 (gene Ask1). NCBI's taxonomy places the organism in Eukaryota, Metazoa, Arthropoda, Insecta, Hymenoptera, Braconidae. Gene Ontology annotation, molecular function: protein binding; protein kinase activity; ATP binding. The transcript is spliced from 10 exons. The record is from RefSeq and is a predicted model, not a curated record. Bases 575 to 4642 code for a protein of 1355 amino acids. Gene Ontology annotation, biological process: protein phosphorylation; MAPK cascade.
UCUUGCGAGAGAAAAAUCAUACGCUCAUUACCAGAGCAAUUAUUUCUUCUCGAACCUCGAAGAAGCUUUUCCCUGCGUUGGCGUUUGAUAAAUUGUGCACUCGCAAUAUCGAAGUGAGACUCGUUAUAAUAGAUUGUAAUAGAUUAGAGAAACAGAGGUGAUUAGAGAGAUGUCCAGUGAAUAUUUCGUGGAACGAGCGAGGCUCGAGUGUUCAAGAAUGUAACACAGUAGUCAGUGUCAAGUCAGUAAACUAUUCUAAUUUGAAAACUAGUGGAAUUUACUUUAUUUUAGAUCGGGCAAAAGCACCAGCAGACAAAGAUAGAUAACGAGGAGCAAUCGAUAUGUUUAUCGCUUCUUGACACUUAAAGAUCUUCGAGGAAUAGUUGUUUCAUGACAUUUCUGUUUACACUGCGGUCGUAAUUAUGCACAAUUCCACUAGUGAUAAGACAAGGAAUCUGUAUCUUAUCUUUUCCUCAGGUGAUUUGUCCUUGAGUCGGUAUUAUGUACAAUUCCAUAGAAUUUGCUGUUGGAUUUCACGAAUACUGGAGAGUUUGGAGAGUUUUUUGACAGCGAGAUGCCGUCUACGUGUGGAGAUAUCCAGGAAGUGUCUGCACUUGGUGUGCACACAAACGUCAUCGACGCAGCUUCAACGACUGACAGUGUGGGAACCCAUAGCGAUUUGUCAUGCAACACAACCAUCUCCGGGCGUCCUCGCAUCCAGGUGGUCUGCAUUUUGGAUCUUCAGCAGUCCGAGCAGCUAGUGCAGCGAAAACGAGCACUCGACGAGAUAAAACAAGCUUGCACCCUGGUGAACGCCAAUUUAAAUCAUGUACAAUUUGAGAAACUAGACUUUGGUGAGACAAAUGUUCUGGAUACAUUUUACAACGCAGAUGUGGCUGUUGUGGAUCUCUCACUCCAGCUCCAGCAGUCGGCGUUAUUUUAUCAUCUCGGGGUGCGCGAGUCCUUCGGAAUGAAGGAGAAUAUUCUCCUGUACAAUGACGUGGACAGCGAAGCAACGAUCAGGCUGAAAUUGUCCUGUGGUAGUUACACGUUUGUAUCGUACAGGGUUCUAGAAUGUGGAACGUGUGUCACGACGACUCUAGCAGCCAGAGGAGGAGAGGAAUCGAUCGACCCUAAGCAGCAUCUCACCUUGAAAUUGAAGAAACUCCUGCAGGACGUGGAGGUGCAAUCUAAGGCGCACAUGAAAGAAAAAUUUCUGGGAGACCUGCGAAAGGCUCGGGAAAUAUAUUCAGGCGACGAGCUGGCAAAAAUUCUCAACAACAUGAGAAAACGCCUAGACGACCCCAACGUCCUCUCAGGUGAGGUGAUUCUCAAUAUGCUCAUAUCCUUCCGGGAUAUUCAGGGGUACGACGCCAUGGUGCAACUUGUCGACGAUCUCAGGACGAUUCCUAAUCACAAAAGCUACAUCAAUACUCCAAUGAUUAUCUAUCUCUAUGGAUUCGCCCUGACCAGGAGAAAUAGAGAGGGGGAUCGAGAGAAAGCAGUGAGGGUAAUCGAGAAAGCCCUUGCCAAAAAGGAAAACCAUGUGCCUGACAUGCUCUGCCUCUGUGGAAGAAUUUACAAGGAUCAAUUCGUUGAGAGUCGACACACUGAUCAAGAGACCUUGAAGAAUGCCAUUCACUGGUACAGGAAGGGCUUCGAGGUUCAGCCGAAUGAAUAUGCUGGAGUGAACCUGGCGACACUUCUGGUGAUAGCUGGAAAUGAAUUCUCGAAGAGCGAGGAGUUGCAGCACAUCGGCAUGGUUCUGAAUAAUUUAAUAGGGAAAAAGGGAAGCUUGUCAAGUCUCAAGGAGUACUGGGAUGUGGCCACGUUCUUCGAAAUUUCUGUCCUCGCAGAGGACUAUUCCAAGGCCAUCCAGGCAGCCGAGUGUAUGUUCAAAUUGAAGCCACCGAAUUGGUACCUGAAAUCGACCAUCGGGAAUAUUUCUCUCAUAGAUAGAUUCAGGAAAAAGAACGAGGAGGCUGAGGCCUCUCCAGAGGAGCAGGUCUUCAGCUUCUGGAUGGAUUAUUUUGUUGAGGCUACUAAAUCGGAGGUGGGAGAUAAUAUCAGGUUUCCUCUGUUGAUCCUCGAACCCACGAAGAUCCUGAUGCCAAGUUAUGUUAAUGUUAACCUUGGGGCAGAGGAAAAAUCCAUUCAGAUAUGGAACUUGUGUCUGGACAGCAUGAAAAAUAAUUGCAAGCAAGUUCACGACUGGCUGUUCACUGCUAAUAUGAUCAGAAGUGUCAGUCUCUACAAGAGGGAUGAGAGGUGCUUGUUCCUCUACGUUCACCAGAAUUCCGACGAUUUCCAGAUGUUCUUCCCCUCGGACCACUGCAGACAGAGAUUUUACGAUCUCGUUCUGGAGAUGACGGCCGACGAAGAAGGCAUGGUUACGGAUUUGGACGCGUACAUGACUGACGACCAGAUAAAGUAUGAGUACGAACUCGAUGAUCAGAGCAAGAGAAUAAUCUUGGGCAAAGGCACUUAUGGGGUGGUAUUUGCAGCGAGAGAUCUGCACACUCAGGUAAGAAUUGCGGUGAAGGAGAUCAGGGAGAGAAACCUGGGGGACGUUCAGCCUCUGCACGAAGAAAUCAAAUUGCACAGCCAGCUGAGGCACAGAAAUAUCGUGCAGUAUUUGGGAUCGGUCAGUGAGGAUGGCUUUUUCAAAAUUUUUAUGGAACAAGUGCCUGGGGGCAGUCUCUCCGCGUUGCUGAGAUCCAAAUGGGGUCCACUCAAAGAAAAUGAGUCCACUAUUUCUUAUUAUACCAAACAAAUUCUCGAGGGGCUGAAGUAUCUGCACGAUCAGAAAAUUGUUCAUCGCGAUAUCAAAGGUGACAAUGUGUUAGUGAAUACAUAUAGUGGAGUUGUCAAAAUAUCAGACUUCGGUAUGUCCAAGAGAUUGGCUGGAUUGUGCCCCAGUACAGAGACUUUCACUGGUACACUGCAGUACAUGGCACCAGAGGUCAUCGACAAGGGGCAACGAGGCUACGGUGCAGCGGCGGAUAUUUGGUCGUUGGGUUGCACAAUCGUGGAAAUGGCAACGGGUAAACCACCGUUCAUUGAACUUGGCUCCCCCCAGGCUGCAGUAUUCAAAGUCGGAUAUUACAAAAUCCAUCCAGAAAUUCCCUCGGAAUUAUCAGAACGUGCUAAGAGUUUUAUAUUGCGGUGUUUCGAGCCGAAUCCAGACGUGAGAGCGGCUGCUUCAGUUCUCCUGGAGGAUCCAUUUUUAACAGAAAAGAAAAAGAGCUCUCGCCUGGCAGCUCCACCCGACUUCAGUCGCAGUAUUUCAGUGCCAAGCGAUCGAAUCGAGCGUCUCGGAAAAUGUGACAAAACGAAUAAUAAUCACAUUGUCUCAACACCUGGAAUUCAGACGUCACAAUCCGAUGACAGCGGAGCGUUGACGAAAUCAAGUCCACUGAGAGACCGUAGCCCAGCCCAUCUGCUGUCACCAAUCAGUAUGCCAACUGCCUGCUUAUCUUUCAACAGUACAAUUGGAAGUACCCCAUCAAUAGAUAUAAGUGAAACAGACACAGCCGGCUGUUCAAUGACACGAAGAAGUUCCUCCGGAGGACUGCUCUCCCCCGAGGUAGAAAUAACAGGACAAUCGGGUCCGAAAUCGGGCGAAGAACAGGAGGGCUUUUAUCUGCUAAAAAAAGACAGUCAACGCCGCAUGACCCUGACUCGAGUCCUUAGUCAGGACGAAGUGACAAUUUGCGAGGUUUGGUUGCGAAAUAUUCAUAAAGAUGUGGGGCAAACAGUCCUGCUAAUGCCACAUCUGGAGCUACUCAUGCGUGGAAUACGCGAUUACAUAUGGGAUCAAAAUCAGGAGGCCAUUGCAGCGGCAUUCAGAACCCUCAAGGAGGAUCUUGAGUUCGAUUCAACCACAAUAAAUCACCUCCAUCUCGCUAUCUAUCUAUUUCAAACAGCAGUUAACGAGGUACUGAGAAUGCAUAGCAUUAAACCCCAUUGGAUGUUUGCAUUGGAUAAUCUAGUCAGAAAUGCUGUCCAAGCUGCUAUCACUGUCCUAUCGCCAGAGCUCGGUGCAGGUUUAAUUGAGCAAGAGCGUGCUCAAGCUGGUGCCGAUUGCCCCGAAGAGGGCUCCACAUCAGGAGUAUCUACUGUCAAUUCAAUAAAGUCCCAGAAAAUGGUGGACUCCAUCGACAAUAAAUAUUGGAGAGAAUAUCGAGAUCAAAUGGGCUCCCUCAAGAUGGAAAAUAUGAGACUGUUGCAGGAAUUACUGGACAGCCAAAAAACUUUUCACUCAAUCUUACAGCAGGCCCUCGAGGAGCAAAGGGCACAGGUGGGAACUCUGACCCAAUUGUGCGAGGACAUCAAUCGAAAAUUUAUGAGGCAAGAGUCUGGGUAUAAUUCGAGUAUAUGCGGGACAGCCCCGUCGCCACAGCCACCUUUGGUACCUCAAAUUAGCGUGACAGACCACAACAACGCAUCAAAUACAGACCGCAGACUGACAGAGUGGCUCCAAGGUCUGGGUGUAGACGACGCUUCGAUUGACAGGUUUAUUUAUGAGGAGUACUCGCUCGAGGAUGUAUUGUUCCACAUGUCGCGAGAUGAUUUGAGGAAAUUGAACCUCAGGGGAGGUGUGGAGCUGAGGAUAUGGAUGGCCAUAAUGCAGACAAGAUAAUCAUUUUUUUUCCCCUUUUUAUUUAACAAAGUUCGUUUAAAUCGUUGAGUAAUCGUGCUUUUGUACAGUAUAUUACCAUUUCUUUUGGAUGAAUAAGAUUUUUGAGUUUAUUGUACGGAAAUCGAGGAACGUAAAGAUCGACAUUGUGUUGAAAAUUAUUUGAUUUAUCCCAGCAGAAACGAAAAUAACAUGAGGAAUGCUGUCAUUAGCUGAAUAGAGAUUUUCAUAAAACUAAUAUUUGAUUGAGAAAUAUAAAAGAUCUUUGCGUUCAUUAAUCGGCUCUAUUAAAGUUGAAUACGAGAUAUUUAAUUCGAGAUAUUACCAUUCAAUGUGAUAAAGUCAAGUACGCACAAUGUUCAAGUGCCUUUCAAUCUAUUUUUCCAGCUAACUCGAGAUUUAUUGAUAUGUUAUAUUUGAACCGUCUUCCUGCAAAUGUACAAAUGACCGAGAGAAAUAUUUACCAUAAAGUUGAUUAUUUACAAAGUAAA